Messenger RNA from Chiloscyllium plagiosum (whitespotted bambooshark), 2158 nucleotides. RefSeq names its product cyclin-dependent kinase inhibitor 1B-like. Lineage: Eukaryota; Metazoa; Chordata; Chondrichthyes; Orectolobiformes; Hemiscylliidae. Gene Ontology annotation, cellular component: nucleus. The record is from RefSeq and is a predicted model, not a curated record. Gene Ontology annotation, molecular function: cyclin-dependent protein serine/threonine kinase inhibitor activity. Gene Ontology annotation, biological process: negative regulation of cyclin-dependent protein serine/threonine kinase activity; negative regulation of mitotic cell cycle.
UUUGUACAAGUCCAGAGCUUGGGAGGGGAGGGGAGUGGGGAACAGUAACUGCCUUCACUCGGGUCUGUGCCAGAGACAGGGAAGGUUAUCGGAAUGGGAGUGGAGAAUGUUACAAACUGCUGAUGCAGGAAAAACAAAACUCUCUGGGAAAAGUUGUCUCACUCCUUGAAGAGUUCGGAACGAGCUGUUUUAUUUUUGGUUAUUUUGACCCAACAACAAACAUUGGAGAUUUAUUUUUUGGGAAGAGGGGUUUAAUUUCUGUGUGUUAGUUUGUGUUUGUUGCAAUGUCUCAUUCGACCAGCGAGGACUCUGAGCGGACCACACAGCUCAGACACCUGAACAAGGCAGUGUGCAGGAGUUUAUUUGGGAAAUUGGACCAUGAGGAACUCAGCAAGGAUAUGAAAACUCAACUGAAGGAGAUCAAAAACUCCCACUGCCAGAGGUGGAACUUCGACUUCGAGAACCACAGUCCCCUGACUGGCAAUUAUGUCUGGGAGGCUUUGGACUCCAGGGACCUUCCCAGUUUCUACUGGGAGUCCCCCGCUUCUGUUCCAACCACCGAGAGUGAGGGCGACACGGAGACUCUCGAGAGCGGGGGCCGGGCAAAGAAAAACGGGAAAAGUCCCAGGAAAAGCGAGGUCAAAGCCGGUGUCAGGAGCAGAAAGAGGGAGAGCACAACCCCCAUAACAGAUUUCUUCCCAAGACGCAAGAGGAUUGUCAGCUCCAAGUCUUUGAUUCCCGGAGAGACAACUCCACGGAAAAGAUUCCGGUAAAAUCAGCCAGGGCACUUGAGUGAGAGAAAGAUACUUUUUGCUUUUGGUUUUUCAAUAAACUGACGCUUUGAAACAACUCCCUACUCAGGUCAAAGUUAAUCUGAUCCUGAAUGCGAUAAAAUCCUGAGGGGGAGACUCCAAAAAGAGCAGAAGAUCAUUUCCAAACAUCUGCAUUGGGAGUCGAUGUAGAGUCCAUGUUCCGGGUACACUGUCGGCUCCUCUGUGACCUCCUCGUGUGAAGAACCUUCCAGACUCAAAACUGUACAAUAAAUCGCUGACACUCCUCACCAUAAAGCACAACCCACAACCCAGGACAAUCUCCACGUCGAACAUGCUGAAGACCAUUGACAGCUGACGCUGCUGGCUUUAUUUGGCUGGGAGUAACAAAACAGGUCUGGCUGCCUCAACCAGAGUCAAGGGGAAAGCUCUGGUGAACAUUGUGGUGGUGAAAUGUACUUUGAGGUGGUUGAUGUGAGUGCUGCAGCAAGGAAUCAGAGUUUGCAUUGAUGUAGCAUCACCCUAGAUUUAACCUGGUGCUGUACCUGACCUGACCUGCUGCUUUAUUUACUAACUAGUGGAGGUGCCAAUGCUGGACAAAGUCAGAAGUCACCCAACACCAGGUUAUAGUCCGUCAACUGAUGAAGGAGCAGCACUCGGAAAGCUUGUGAUUUCAAGUAAACCUGUUGAAUUAUAACAUGAUGUCAUGUGACUUCUGACGGUUUACUAACUAGUGACAGUAAUAUGUAGCUCAUGAAUGCUAUGGUAUGUAUACAGAUACAGAGGGAGAUGUGAAUGUGCCGUAUAUCAUGACAGACCAUGUUGAGUGUGCACUAGAAUAUUGUCAAUUGACAUUUCUGUUUUCCACCUCUCCGACAUUAUCCAAACAUGUGAGAGGUCCCACAGCUAAGAUAAAACUGUCUAGGAGUAUAUAUGGAGCCUUGCAUCAGUCUGGAAUAAUACUGAAACUAUGAUAAGUGAAGCAUUUAGCUUUUUGGGGAUGUGGGGCAGUGGGAGGUUGAACGCAGGCCUUGGCUUUGUUCCAUUGAGGGAACUUUGAUUUAACAAAUUGAAUCUCUGCGUUUGUGCUAAGCUGCGAUUUCGUCAUUGCUAUUUUGAUAACUGGGUAGCUGAUCUGACUGGUAGUGCCCAGCCACAGGCAUUGUCCACCUCAGUGACUGUAUCCAGCAAGAAAAUAAAAUUCCAAAAUCCAACAAUGGGACAGUGCCAAAAAGGGCCCAGUUCCAGAGUCACCACAAACAGGUUGUGUCUUCCAUGACUGUGAAAAGACCUGUAAAUUUCCACAUGGGGCCUGACCCAAAGAUGACCAGGGAAUACAAAUCUUGUAAAAUAUGUGCCUGAAAAUAAAAUUAGCCCUACGAUGCGAC